CUCGCUGCCUUUUCAUUUCUUGACGAUACUAAUAAGUAAUAACAACUAUGUAAAUAGUUUUUUACCUAUUUCUUCAAAACAUUGCCAAAGCCAGGGCCUAAUUCUUCGAAGAGCCCAAGAUGGCCCACAUAUGGGAGGACAUAAAGUAACAGUAUCCCUACAUUUGUAUGGUGAAAAAUGUUGCCACCAGUGCUUAAAAUCAUCUAACCUCUAAUUUGGCUUUCUCUUCAUUACUGUCUCGUAAUUACUUUCAAGAUCUACUUAGUAACCACCACAUGAUCAGUCCAGUUAUAUAAUGUAUAAAUAUAAACUCUUAUUGCCCUAAAAAUAUUCAAAACGCAACUACUCCCCAUCUCAUUGCCUGGUUGUCUCAUCACCUGCUUAGGUUCUGCUCUAGUCUUAUUAACUACAUUCUUGUCUGUAUCUUCCUUCAAAAAGGCCACAUAAGUUUGUAAUAUAACAAAAGACAGGAAUCUUUGGUAUAUUACAGACAGCACAGAUAGAUUGCUGCUGCGUUGUCCAUUUGACCAGAAAUCUUGUCUCACUCUCUUUUAAAAAAUAGGAAUAUUUCAACCCUAACAUGCAGGUCUUUCAAAGGCUAUUCAAGACUGCAAAUGAGACUACUACUUCUAGCCCUUCUAUAAGCAAGAAAGAAACUGCAAAUAAUCAGAAGGUGAAAUCAAAAGACAUUGUUUUGUUUGGGAUCUGUCGGGGGAGCACUAGAAGAAGAGGUGAUAAAAGUAAAUCAAGUAGCAAGACCUUCAAUAUAUUCAAAGCAUUAUGCAGGAAUAAGGAUAUUAGUCAGGAGUAUUUUUAUAGCACAAUUCAUCUAAGGAGGGUAGAAACUCAACAUUUUGAAUAUUGCAUGAACAUGAAAAACAAGAGUGUUACACGAGGAUUAAGCAUCUCUCACAAGGCUACAGAAUCAGUAGGACAUACGCAGGUUUUGCCCAUCACUGAUUCUGCAUCGUCGUCGUCGUCGUCAUCCUCAAGAAACGAUAAGGCGCGAUGCUCUAAUGGAGAAAAGAAAGACGAAAAAUCCAAGGGAGAUAAAGCCAAGACCAUCUCUAAGAUGAAAGAGCUACUAAGAUGGGCUGCUGCUGCCAAAUCUGAGAAGGGCCGCCAAUACAUAGGCAGAAAGGUAUUCAACAACUUUCGGAAUAGGGCAGCAUUGAAGGCAGUACCAGAUGAUGAUCAAAUGAGUAAUGAAUCCCCCAAAAUCAGCUUCAGAUGGGAAGUUGAAAGUUGCUCCACAACUUCCUCUGCUUACUCUGCCAUUUCAAUGCCAACUUCCUUAACCAAGAAUGAUCAGUCCAUCAAUAUCAACUUUCCUUCUGUAAAAUCAACUCCUCUCCACAUAGAUCAGGGUCCUGCGGCUGCUGGAAAAUUGAACUGGAUCACCACAGAUUCUGAAUUUGUGGUGCUAGAGCUAUGAAGACUGUAAGAACCAAAGGAGGCAGAUCAUCACUAAGUGCUCGUUUAUGGCCUGCUCAGUAAUUGAUGAGUAGAGAUUUGAUCCUAUCAGAUGUAAUGUAACAUUAAAUCAAUGAUGUGAAGUUUAGUUUUUCUAUUGAUCUUCUAACCAAUGUUCUAUUCUUUAAUAUUCCAAUUCCAAUAUUAUAAAAUACAUAGAAUUAUGAUACA
This is a messenger RNA of Nicotiana tabacum (common tobacco), 1644 nucleotides long. RefSeq lists its product as uncharacterized. NCBI's taxonomy places the organism in Eukaryota, Viridiplantae, Streptophyta, Magnoliopsida, Solanales, Solanaceae. The record is from RefSeq and is a predicted model, not a curated record.